AUGUAUACUACUUAUUCUUAUUAUGAUAUACUUGAAAUUUCAGAAAACGCUUCCAUAGAAGAAAUCAAACAAAAAUUCCAAAAAUUGUUACUUCAUCAUCAUCCAGAUAAAUUUCAACAAUUUCAACAAAAAAGUUUAUUAAAACCUACAACUAAUAAUAAGUCUGAUGAGAUUUCAAAUGUAACAAAUAGUAAUAAAAUCAAAGUAAAUGAUGACAAGAUAAAUAAAAUUCUUGAAGCAUGGCACGUUUUAAGAGAUCCAGAAUCAAGAAAGAUUUAUGAUAACAAUUUAAGAGAGGUUGAUUUAGAUGAUAUGGAAUAUAAUGAAGAUAUGAAGUCAUAUUCAAUUUCUUGUCGUUGUAAUGGUUUAUACAUUAUAAGUGAAGAUGAUUUGGAUCAAGGUGCAA
Diversispora eburnea is the source of this 406-nucleotide messenger RNA. The record is from the annotation of a GenBank genome assembly. Lineage: Eukaryota; Fungi; Glomeromycota; Glomeromycetes; Diversisporales; Diversisporaceae.